AUAAAAGGGUGGCGUCGGCGCCGAGUUCCAAACCCUAGCCGGCACUGCUUGAAGAGACGCUGCACCUUCUCCGCUGCUUUGAAAUGGCGAAGUCGAAGAACCACACGGCUCACAAUCAGUCUUACAAAGCGCACAAGAACGGGAUCAAGAAGCCUCGGAAGCAUCGUCACACCUCCACCAAAGGGAUGGAUCCAAAGUUUCUGAGGAAUCAGAGGUAUGCAAGGAAGCAUAACAAGAAGGACGGUGUCUCGGGUUCUGAGAUGGAGGAGUAGAUUAUGGAACGAGGAGCCAGUUGGAUUUUACGUGGGGAAUGUUUUUGUUUUCUUUUGCACUGUUUGAAUGUUUCAGAAUGCUAUCAAUUAGAAUAUGUAUGAACAAAAAUGGGCACUGUUAGAUUCGUUUAGCUAUUACGUUGAACAACUUAUGCAAACUUGUUUCCUGUGACUCAGACAAUUAUUCGGUUUUAUCUGUCAUGUUGCAAUUUAGAUUAUUUUC
This is a messenger RNA of Musa acuminata subsp. malaccensis (wild Malaysian banana), 495 nucleotides long. RefSeq names its product large ribosomal subunit protein eL29z. The record is from RefSeq and is a predicted model, not a curated record. Gene Ontology annotation, biological process: cytoplasmic translation. Gene Ontology annotation, molecular function: structural constituent of ribosome. Gene Ontology annotation, cellular component: ribosome; cytosolic large ribosomal subunit. Lineage: Eukaryota; Viridiplantae; Streptophyta; Magnoliopsida; Zingiberales; Musaceae.